UUUAAUUUCUCUUAUCUUCUAUGGCUUCCAUUCCUGAAUUCUAUUCUGAUUAUAAUUUCUCCACUGGAUGCUGUGGGACCUUGCCUUACAUUCCGGUACAAAACGUCGCCGGCGGCGAAGUAAUGUUAGGGGAAGAAAGCUUUCCUUUCUUUGGAAAUGAAGCUAUCAUCAAUGUAACCAAGCCUGAAACUUACACCAUUUCACCAUUACUAGGGAUGUCAUACCAAGAACAGCUUGGAAUUCCAACCAUAGAUGUCACCCAACCUGGUGGUCUAGAGCAAUUUCACAUAGGAUCUGAAGGUGGAUAUAGACAAGUGGUCUCAGAUUUCAAGCCUGUCUAUGCUUUGGGAGUGAGAGAUAAUUCACCUUCAUCAACAACAGAAGAAGAAUCAAAUGGAAAAGUUGGUCGAUACACAGUAGAAGAAAGGAAGAAAAGAAUCCUCAAGUACCUGAAGAAAAAAAAUAGAAGGAAUUUCAAUAAGACUAUUAAGUAUGCUUGUCGAAAAACCCUAGCUGAUAGGAGGGUUCGAGUUCGAGGUAGGUUUGCAAGGAACAAUGAAUUGAAUGAAGCAUGCCAAGAAGCCCCAACCAUGCAAAACAGCAACUGUGGAUAUGAAGAAGGCUGGUGUGAUGAUGGUGAACAGAUGAAACUUAAUGGGGAGGAAUGGAUGCAAGAAGCUGUGGCAAGUCUUAUGUACUUCCCAAUUUUCACUGAUAAUCUUGGGGAGCUAAUCUCAAGUUGAAAUUGGAGUUAGAGUGCUCUUGAGAGAGAUACUUAAUUGUCAUUUUUUUUCUAGAUAUCCCUAGCACAGCUAGAACUCAUUUGAUAUUCUAGGAGU
This is a messenger RNA of Telopea speciosissima, 839 nucleotides long. RefSeq lists its product as uncharacterized. The transcript has 4 exons. Gene Ontology annotation, molecular function: protein binding. Bases 21 to 743 code for a protein of 240 amino acids. Gene Ontology annotation, cellular component: nucleus. The record is from RefSeq and is a predicted model, not a curated record. Gene Ontology annotation, biological process: regulation of flower development. NCBI's taxonomy places the organism in Eukaryota, Viridiplantae, Streptophyta, Magnoliopsida, Proteales, Proteaceae.